UUUUUUAACAUGUCAAAUGACAUGAAAUGUUCAAUGUGUAUGUUAGUAAUCGCAGUUAGUGACCACCCAACUAGCUUUUAUGCACAUGUCAAGCUGUAUCACAAAACUGCUAGAAAUUUUCAUAUUAUUUGCAAACAUCCUGGUUGCCAAAAUCACUAUCAUAAUUUUAUUUCAUUUAAACGUCAUUGGAAUAAAAAACAUGGCAGUACCGUAACACAAAUCACCCCUAAUAUUGUAAAUGAAGUGAACAACAUGGAGCCAGCAGUAAGUCCUGCAUCAGAUCAUGAAUCCCAACUUGACGGUGUUCAGAUUUUCAUCAAUAACAACAUUUACCACCCUUCUACGUCACCAGAAAAUGAUUUGGAGUGGGAGACUGGAAUCUUAUUAAGACUUCGACACCAGUUUUUCCUUCCAUAUGAAGCACUUAUUUUAGUUUCUGAUGCUAUCCAUGACAACUAUAAUAGGAGUGUGUUGACUAUUCAGGAAAAGCUCAGUACCCUUGUGUCAACUGAAGUUUUUGGCAGCACAGCUUUUAAAGCUGCCUUUGACAAAAUUCACCACCAAGAACAGCUAACUCGCUAUCGGUUGGAGACAACGUGGGACAAAUUCUUUCCCACGGUGAUGCCCAAGGAAGUAAUUUUGAAUCGAGCUGAGCCGUCAUACAACUGGAUUAAUGAUCCACAACUUGGAAAAAUAAUGGAUGAAGUGUUCGAAAUUGGGUAUGUGUCUUGCCAUUGUGCUGGCUGAAUUCGUUUCGAGUACCGAUCCCAAAUAUGGCAAUUUCCUUCUUCUACUCGAAAUAAUUAGUUCACUUCAGUGUUAUUCAUUUACUGAAAAUGAACUAAUUAUUUUAGAAAAAAAUAUUAAGCUUCACAAUCGAAAUCAUUUGCUUUUAUAUCCAAAGGUCGCUGGUUCAGCUGGCAAAGCCAUCACCCCUAAACUACAUACCCUACUCCAUUUCCCUAGUCAAAUUCGAUUGUUUGUGCCCCCUCGUUACUCUUGGUGCUUUCGUUACGAAUCGAAAAAUGCUAGAUUUAAGAAAAUCAUGAGACGCAAUUGUAACUUUCGUAAUGUUCCUUGGUCAUUUUGUGCCCACCAUCAGAAACUUGUCGGAUUAGACGUAAGAGAAAACGGAGAAGGCGAUUUCUUUGGAAAGAUGGAAAGGUUCACUAUUCAUGGCCACCAUUCCCCAAUUCAUGUAAAAUAUGCAUGGUGGGUGAAGUACGCAUACGAAACGUCUUGUCUGCGUGAAGAUUCAAACUUUCAGCCCUUGAAAACACUGACUAUUGCAGGUAGACUGUGCAGUAUCGGAACCGUAUUUUUGCGUUCUUUGCCCACUUGGAAUACACUAGCGGUUUUUUAUCGUAUUGCUGAAACAAUAAUAGCAGAACAAACUUUUUUAAUAAUGGAAGAAUUAAAUACGGUUAGUUUCUGUCUAGAUCGAUUUUCUUUUAUUGUAAAUCCGAAAAAUAAUUUCAUAGGUAUCCCACGUAAUAGCCUCGUUUUUUAUGCUCCGCUGUAUUCGUUUUAUUAUGACAAUUAAUUGCAUGUUGUACUGAAUUACUAUCACCUUUGGUAAACGGUUCCGCUUAAGCAAACCAAGAAAAAGAGUCUGCUCCAAAGAAAGGAGCCAAAUGCAGAAAUACAAAUACGUCGAAGAUUUUCUAAUCAUUGAUUUCAUCAUCUUCCUAA
Messenger RNA from Daphnia magna, 1692 nucleotides. RefSeq lists its product as uncharacterized. NCBI's taxonomy places the organism in Eukaryota, Metazoa, Arthropoda, Branchiopoda, Diplostraca, Daphniidae. The coding region runs from base 10 to 747 and encodes 245 amino acids. The transcript is spliced from 4 exons. The record is from RefSeq and is a predicted model, not a curated record.